Molecule: messenger RNA, 240 nt
Organism: Parnassius apollo (apollo)
Lineage: Eukaryota; Metazoa; Arthropoda; Insecta; Lepidoptera; Papilionidae
Source: the annotation of a GenBank genome assembly
AUGGAGAUGGCAGACAAGGCUGUGUCGACUGUCGCCAAGCCCCAGAUGCGGGGCCUCCUCAAUGCUGUCAUCAAACGCAACUUGAUUGUGGCCCUAACUCUGGCUGGUCUGUCUGGCUUUGCAUUCAAGCAGCUGGUUGGUAAUGAACGCAAAAGGCGUUACGCGGAGUUCUACAGGAAUUACGACGCGGAGAAAGAGUUCGAAGAGAUGCGCAAGAAGGGUCUGUUCCAAUCGUGCUAA